UACAAGACGAUCGUGAUGGGCGCGUCCUUCCGAAACAUCGGCGAGGUGCUUGAGCUGGCGGGGUGCGACAAGCUCACCAUCUCGCCCAAGCUGCUGCAGGAGCUCGCUAGCGGAAAGGGCGAGGUGCCGCGCAAGCUCGACCCCGCCCACCUCACGCAGCGGUGCGAGAAGCUGCCGGAGUUCACGCGGCCAGAUCAGCUCUUCGAAGGGGAGCCCGACAAGAUGGCGGUGGAGAAGCUUGAGGAGGGGAUUCGCAACUUCUCGAAGGACACGGAGAAGCUGGAGGCACACAUCGCAACGCUCCUGUAG
Molecule: messenger RNA, 309 nt
Organism: Trypanosoma grayi
Lineage: Eukaryota; Euglenozoa; Kinetoplastea; Trypanosomatida; Trypanosomatidae
Product: transaldolase
Exons: 1
Biological process (GO): pentose-phosphate shunt, non-oxidative branch; carbohydrate metabolic process
Cellular component (GO): intracellular anatomical structure
Molecular function (GO): transaldolase activity
Source: RefSeq, a predicted model, not a curated record